Rhagoletis zephyria (snowberry fruit fly) is the source of this 755-nucleotide messenger RNA. RefSeq lists its product as uncharacterized. Lineage: Eukaryota; Metazoa; Arthropoda; Insecta; Diptera; Tephritidae. The record is from RefSeq and is a predicted model, not a curated record.
CUAAGUCGUCGGAAAAUGAGAGUGAUAUAUAGUAACUAUUCUACAUAUGAUUGUGUGUAUGUAUAUGCCGUAAUAUGUCUUAUGGUAAUUCUUGCACUAACCUCCAUUCUUUGGAGUAUCACCAUACAUAUAAUCUCUGGCGAUUUUUAUCAUGGCAUACUUGGUGCGAAAUUAGCAUUUCGUGAAAGAGAUUUUCUACAAAUGGAUGAACAUUCCAAAGAGAUUUUCUACAAUGAUCUGGGUAAUUUAAUAAACGACACAUACACGGAUAAGGCUUUGCAUAAUUUAAUUGCUGAAGACGAUAUUACGCCUACGCCAAUGGAUGUUAAUGCCACAACAAAGCAGCCUAAAGUGCGCAAAACCUAUCACAUUUUCCAACUGGCACGUCCCGAUGAAGAGAAAGGUAAAGCAGAGGAGGACGAGGGGGCGCCUGAGGAAGAUAGCACAACCGCACUGCCACCAGUGAAGUUUAAUAUGACGCAUGAUCGCCAAUUUUUGGCUACGAUGAUGCUGGAUGUGCAUAAAACACGUUGGCGUCAAAGCGCCGCCGUUCAAUUCAUUUAUAGUUUUCCAUUUUUGUCGGAAAUCUUUGCAAUAAUAUGGACAGCAAUGUGCUUAAUAUUUCAGUCAGGCGUUCAAAAGUAUUGGUGAGUGCUUGUACCCUGCAGGAAAUGCAUCUAACUAUAAGCUAACUUUAUGUUGAUUAGGAAAGAGCUAAUAGCUGUAUAUUUUCUUUGACGAAAGCUAACUAUAUU